This is a messenger RNA of Blastomyces dermatitidis ER-3, 816 nucleotides long. RefSeq lists its product as uncharacterized. The transcript has 2 exons. Gene Ontology annotation, cellular component: ribosome. The record is from RefSeq and is a predicted model, not a curated record. Gene Ontology annotation, molecular function: structural constituent of ribosome. Bases 277 to 678 code for a protein of 133 amino acids. Gene Ontology annotation, biological process: translation. Lineage: Eukaryota; Fungi; Ascomycota; Eurotiomycetes; Onygenales; Ajellomycetaceae.
CAACGAGCAUUGGGGGAAUUCAUCAAAUCGCGGAGAUGAAAUAGAAACCUCCACGUAGGAACCGAACUCCUCAAUCCGAUGCUUGACCAGUUAAAAAAAAAACAAAAAGGGAUCAUGAAUUAACCAUCCAUCUCAUACAUCCCUAAACGAGCCCACCUUCUCCCCGCCUUCAAGCCUAGUCCCUCCUCUCGAUCAAUCCCACCACCAACACCUUCACCACAAGCAAAAGGGCGACUGACCGCCAAUUGUCCGGCGCAGACCGUACACACAUAGAAAAUGACCAACUUCCGCUCCCUCCUCUCCUCCUCCCCUCUCUCUCCUCUCAUCUCCCUCCGAACACUCACCACCCCAUUCACGCGCAAAAUACGCUGCACCAUGUCUUCCCGUUCCAUCUGGUCCUUAUCCGGCAGCAGCGGCAGACCCUCCACAAUCGCUAGCCAAAUGCCAUGGAGCCGUAUCAGCCUAUUUGCAAAACUGGGCGCCGCCGUUUCGAGUAACGCGGUGAAGAGUGUUGCUAAAAAUGUUGGGAAUGCGAAUGGUGUGGGACAGGUUCGGGGCAUGAAGACGAGAUCGUCUGUGAAGAGGCUUUGUGAUGGAUGCAAGCCUGUCAGAAGAAAGAAUCGGGUUUAUAUUAUUUGUUCUAAGAAUCCCAAACAUAAACAGCGGCAGGGGAAAUAGUCGUACUGGUUAGGUUAUGGCAUACCCGUGGGGAUAUUUUAACUUGCGUACGCCGGUAUUGGGGCUUAUAAAGAAGAGUCUUUCGGGUCAUCCUUUAUCCCUUUCCCCAGCAGCCGCGAAAUCCUGACCAGUGUUUUU